CUAAGCUGCUGCCGGGGGAGGGGACUGGGGUCGAGAAGCUGCUGCGGCCGCUGCUGGGAGACGUUAGCUGCUGUCCUUGCGGGCCGAGGGGACGCCUCCCCCCACCGCCCACCUCCCACCCCCAUCCCCCAAGGCGGACGGCGACGAGGGCUGUGUGGCCGCCGCGCGUCCCUGUGCUCGCCCUCUCUCCUGUCCACGGGCGCGCGGCGUCCGCCAUGGAAGCACAUCCGGCUGUCGCCGGGGUCUCAGGGCGCCGCGUCCCCGGCUCCCCGGAGUGAUGAGGGGUUAGGGGCGCCCUGCGUUGCGCCUUGCCGCGCGCUCCACGGGCCGGGGAGCGGAGGGUCGGCCGGGGGAGCCGGCCGCGGUGCCCGCCCCCGCACCGCCCCGCUCCGCCACCUGGGGGCGCUGCCGAGGGGGGCGCCAGCCGCCCCUUGCCGCCCCGGCGCUCCGUCGCCCCCCGGCGCCCGCCGCUGAAGCCCAGCACGAGCCCUCCGCUCGCCCGCGCCCGCCGCUCCUCAGCUCGGCGCCGACCCCCGUCCUGUCCCCAAGAUGUGGCACAACGUCGGGCUGACCCUGCUGGUGUUCGUGACCACGCUGCUGAUCGUGCUGCUGCUGAUGGUGUGCGGUUGGUAUUUUGUAUGGCAUCUUUUUUUAUCAAAAUUCAAGUUUCUGCGGGAACUGGUGGGAGACACAGGAUCUCAGGAGGGAGAUCAUGAGCCGUCAGGCUCUGAGACCGAAGAAGACACUUCGUCAUCUUCACACAGGAUCAGAUCUGCUCGGCAAAGGAGGGCACCUGCUGAUGAAGGCCACUGACCCUCACCGUGGUCCUGUACUAGUGAAUGAUGGAAGGCAGCGGGGAGCCUCUGUCUUUAAUGACCUGGCUUUGCAGUUUGGUAAAAGAUUGAAGAACAUUUUUACUUGGAUUUUAAGUCCAAUUAAAAGAAAAAGAUUUAUAUGUAAGCCAUAUGAAAAUAAAGGGAAUUAAAACCAAAUCAGCCCAUUGCAGAUUUCAUCUUAAAGAUAGUCUUUUGCCUCACUAGCUUUCUACUUACGUACUUACUCUUUGGCUCCCGGGCUUAUUUCCUUGCACUGGUGUGAAUCUUGUAAACAUUACAGGCUUGAAAAACCAUAUUUUAUUAAUUCUGUAAUGUAUGUUGUAUUUUUGUUUUUGUUUUCACAUUUUACCUUGUCCGAAAUUGGGAUAUAGCUCAUGAUUACUGUGAACCAGAAGAGGGUCACGAUUUCAUUCUCCCAGCCUGUGCGUGUGUGAACUUACUAACAGCUUGUCACAGCGUCAUCACUGUAUUGUCAGUACCAAAUGUGUCAGGUUUAAUUGGCAUUUAAAGAUGUCUUCAAAAAGAUUGCACUACGAUUCAGCACUGAAACGAAAAGUGAUUGUGUACGCAGAGAAGCAUGGAAACAGAGCGGCGGGGCGUACGUUCGGCAUUAGCGAAGCAAAUAUCCGGCGCUGGAGGAGUGACCGCCGUUCCAUAUUUUCUUGUAAAGCAACAACAAAAUGCUUUACGGGACCUAAGAAAGGAAGAUACCCACAAGUGGAUGAAGCUGUACUAUGUUUUGUUAGUGAGAUGCGUGCAAAAGGCCUGCCUGUCACGCGCCAAGCAAUGCGAUUGAAGGCAGGAGAAAUCGCCAAAUCCCUGGGAAUAGAUGAAACAAAAUUCAAAGCGACGAGAGGCUGGUGUGAUCGAUUCAUGCGCCGAGCAGGGUUGUCUUUAAGGUGUCAAACGUCGUUCUGCUCAAAACUUUCUGCCGACAUUAAACAGAAGACGCCGGUGCAGCACUCUUUCCAGAAACGCCGCCUCGCCAGUGCUCUUGACGACACCAAGGGUGCUGGUGUGUGCAAGAACGUGGGCAUCGGUGGCUGUGACUUGAGAAGUGAUUCAGAGGAGUCGGACUCAGAAUAUGAGGUUAUAGUUAUAAACUAACCGGUUAUUUCAUAUGCUUGCUUUCAGGAUCCACAAGGCUGAUGUGUUAAAAAUCUGCUUAACUCUAAAAACCAUUUCAAUAAAAGCAAAAUAAACAUUCUACACGAUAUGAAAGCAUUGUGUCAGUUUAAUUGCCCGUGUUUUUUUCUUAGUGAUGUGUAGGGUGCAUCUUACAAUUGAUGGUAUCUUAGAUAAAAAAUAGUUGGUAAAUUUAUUUUUCCUUGUAGGGUAGCCAUUAUUUAUUGGGGUACUUAAUCCUGACUCUUAUAAUACUGUUCAAAUAAUUAUUCUAUAUGAGAUACCUCUUUUUUUUUUUUUGUUGCAACGUCCUCAAGAUUUUAGAGUAGUGACUUAGGAGUCUAAGAACGGUCUUCCACUUCAGGAAGAUUAGUUGUCCCUUUGUAUGGGAGGGCUUCACGCUCAAGGCAUGUGUUGUGGAGAAAGUACCUCACAGACAAUUCAGUGACAAGACCUCAGAGGUCCUGGGUACCGAGGAUAAAACAGAGUGGGUGACAGUGUCCGCUUCACUGGAACAUAACUUGCUGGGUACCCAUGUUUGUCUUCACUGAACUUUGGACCCAGUGUUCCCCGGGGAAGAGAGAUACAGAUCAGAGACCCUUCCUGUUUAGUGUUACCUGCUCUGUACAAGAGGGAAUUGCAAAGCCGGUUUCUUUGAUGAAUCCAAGUUCCUUUAUUUGUGUGUUUACCUGUUUUUCUCAAGGACUAGUCACAGAAUAUCACCUCUGUGUUAUGACGGUGUGUAACUACGAUACCUCAUGCUCCGUGCUGAUGGUUUUGUCAACAGUCCACUUGCAUUCCUGAGGUAUGCCUCUGCUGUCACUAGUCCUUUGGAUAUACUGAAAGGGAAUUUCUAGAGUGUGUGCUUAGUUUGAAACAUCUGCUGGGGAAGAUCCCCAGCCGCUGAGAGUGCGGCAUAAUCUUUCUGUCAAUUCCUUACUGGAUGCAUUUUUCUAUUAUUCUGGGACUAUAGGGAUUCACAGAACAAUGACACAUGUUUCAAACAUUCAUGUUAGUGCUUCAUACUAGCUGGAUCUCAAAUUAAAACAGUGGUCAGUUAGAAAAAUUAAUUCUUAAAAGCUUCUUGGUACCAGGAGGAUAUUUCAUUAGAUCUUUCAUAGUCUAAUACUUUGAGCUGUGGAUUCUGUUUUAUAGUGAAUACCUUAGGUUUAGAUAAUAAUGGUUGUUGACAAACCUUAAAUAACCAGUGAGCUUCUAGGCUGUUUCACUAUUAAGGAAUGAUGGCUCUUGGAACCCCACACAACCUGCAAGGGUCAUCCACAAGUUACUACAAACGAAUCUAUGGAAGGGUGUAUGUGUUGGUAUUAUUUAUUAACAUUUAGGCUUCAAGGAUGUCUUUUUGUAGUAGAAUUUAAGGAAAUGUUCUAUUUAACUUAUUUGGGAAAUAUAUCCAGAAGCAUGUUAAUCGCUCACGCCCUACCAUAUUAUAACUCCUUGGAGAGUGAAAAAAUCACUGGUGCCAAUAUGAAAAUUCUACAAACUAGUCCCUUUGUUUAAAGCUUGUGUUUUGUUGGACUUCUUUCCCCCCGAUAACACUUGACAUAGUACGUAUUUCUAAGGCCACUAAGAAAGGCAAGAGACUACUAACACAAUUAUUUGUGUGGUAUAGUGCUUGUGUUCCUUUUCCCAUUUUAGGGCUUUCGUAGCUGCACUCAACCAGAACUUCCCAAGUACCUCUUCAGUUUCUCAGCGAGAGACUGGCCCGCCUGUGGGGGUUAAUUGUGAAGUUUAGAAGGUGCUGGGCGUUAAGAGCACAUGCAAGUGUCCGUCUUGUUUGAAUGCUUGCAGAUAGCGACGGUGAUCAGCUGUGCCACCUGUAGAGGAUAAAUUCUAACAGGGUUGUUUCAUUUCCUUACCGAUUUACCAUUCCCGCAUCUCUUUUGCCUCUCAAACUUCUGUGAAAAUUGCCUGUAUCAAAUGUACUGGUUUGCAUCGCUCUGAUUUAAACGCCAAAACAGCAACAUCAACACACCCGCUAAAUAUUAGUGUGGCGCUGUGAAGUGAGGUUUUUCAUACAUACGUUAAGCUAAAAAUAGAAUUCAUCCAAUGGAUUUUGUAGUGUUGUUUUCAUGGUGGAAACAUUAAGUACAUUGUUUUUGGUGAAUAGCUAAUUCACAUACGUGCUGACCCAUUUCUUUAGAUACUAGGUUUAAAAACCACUUCCAACUGUUAUUUUGCUGAAAGGUGGAAAUAUAUUUGCCGGAAGGUGGGUGAACCAUAUUAAUGGCUUCACAAAAUGUUAUUUUAAACCAAAAUGUGUUGAAAGAUUUGAAGGUAGUGCAUUUUUAUUUUUAGGAGCAACCUAUUUUGAAAUUAUUCUAAGUCAACAAUGCAGUAUUUUUUAAAGUCUGUCUUUCUUACAAGGUAUGUUUUAAUACAACAUGUAGCCAGUGUAACUUUAGAUCUUCAACUGGUAAACUUCAAGUGCUUUUAUAUUUGAAGUUGACUUUAAAAAGCCAAUGAGCAGUACUCAAAAGUUAUAGACUUUCUUUUUUUUUUUUUUUAGAGAAAGUCAGAUUUUUUUUUUUAAGACUUUAUUUAUUGGACAGAGAUAGAGACAGCCAGCGAGAGAGGGAACACAAGCAGGGGGAGUGGGAGAGGAAAGCAGGCUCAUAGCGGAGGAGCCUGAUGUGGGGGCUCGAUCCCGGAACGCCAGGAUCACGCCCUGAGCUGAAGGCAGACGCUUAACCGCUGUGCCACCCAGGCGCCCCAAGUUAUAGACUUUCAAGCAACUAAUGGAAUAGUAUUUUGUUACGGAGUCUAGAAUUAAAGCACCUUGUAUGGUCUGCUUUUAAGUAUCCUAUAGCUUUUAAAGCAUGAAGAAUAUAAUUUUAUCUUAUAUUAAUAAAAGUUACAUUUUCCAUUUGUUAAUGUGUGCUGCCUGUCUUAGGACCAGCAUUUAACAUUACCCUCCAGGGUAAUUCUGUGCAUAACCAUUCACCAAAUACUGCUGCUGUGGUUUCUUAAUGGAAACAUUCUGUGCUGUGCUACGAUGCAUUGUCACCCUGCUGCUUGACAAAUAGGGCUCUAAGGAAUUAGAAUUGUGUGCGUUAAUAGUACCUUGUAUAACAAAAUGUAAAUGUAGAGUUAAGGAAUGUGUGUAAAUGAUCAUUCACUGUUUUUGUUUCAAAACUGGUCAAUACUGUACCUAAAGUGUGGUUUGAUGUUUUAACUUUCACUUUAAACUGCACAGAAUAAAUUAAGAUGAAACAAAAA
Messenger RNA from Ailuropoda melanoleuca (giant panda), 5198 nucleotides. RefSeq names its product small integral membrane protein 13 (gene SMIM13). Lineage: Eukaryota; Metazoa; Chordata; Mammalia; Carnivora; Ursidae. The record is from RefSeq and is a predicted model, not a curated record. The coding region runs from base 550 to 813 and encodes 87 amino acids. The transcript is spliced from 2 exons.